ACCGUUUGUAGCUGCGUACGUGUGUUCCCCGCGGCCUUGUUCUGUUAAAACUGUCCUUGCAGUGCAGGGGAAGUGCAGAAAAGGAUAUUCUCGAGCUUUCUUCAAACUAUAUGCAGAGGCCUCUACUUUUGUUGUUACUCUUCUGGCUGAUUUCGAAUCUCUCUGCACAGCGCACGCUUUGUGAUUGUGACCCGUCUCAAGAGGAGUUUAUUUCUUUGGACUAUAAAAGCGGAAUAUUUUGUGUAGCAACAUGACCGAACCAGCCGUCGUCAUGACUGAGAAACCCCCCGUCUACCAGCCCCCGCAGGACCAGCAGCAAGUCACUGCCGGUCAGCCAGUCGGCGGACCGCCACCCCAGGGCUACCCCCAGCAACAGGGCAACCCGGCCCCUCAACAGGGGUAUCCACAACAAGGCUACCCCCCUCAACAGGGCUACCCACCUCAGCAAGGCUACCCUCCACAGCAGGGUUACCCUCCCCAACAGGUCGGGUAUCAGCCGCAGGCAGCCUACAACCAGCAGCAAGCCACUGUUGUCACGGCGUCUGCAGCCCCAGGCCAAGUAGGUAUCGUCCGCACGGCCGCUGGGGCACAGCCCAACGACUAUCUGGUUCUAGCGAUCAUCGUCACGCUCUUCUGCUGCCUACCGCUUGGACUGGUCGGCAUCGUCAAGUCCAUGGAUGUCCGGAACAAGUGGGCGGCCGGAGACGCGGCCGGGGCGGCGACGGCCUCGCAAGAAGCCAAGAAGUGGUCCAUGAUCGGCCUGUUUACUGGCAUCAUCAUCGAAGUCUUCACUGUCCUCUUUAUCAUCAUCUAUUACGUAGCCAUCGUGUCCACAGUGUACUCCUACCCAUACUAGAAACUAUUGGCUAUUCCACGAAAUAGAGGGCGGUAUUUGGUUUAGGUAAACAGUUUCACCCACAUAAAGAACCAGCCUGCCCCCCCCCCCCCGCCCCUUAAAAGGGGACUGGUAUAGCAAGCUCCCAUUUACAGCCAUGGGUCCUUGCUCUAUGGGAUAUUCAUGGUACUUGCUCUAUGAUUGGAUCACCUCUGCGUAAAAUGUAAAUCAAGCAUAUGUCACUUUGGCUUCAAACUCGGGUGAUUUUGGUCGGAAAACCCCAAACUUGUGGGUCUAUUUCGCCUAGAGGCGGGGGGGGGGUUCUGGGCCCAGGGACUGACAACCGUUUUAGGGUGGUUUUGGAAGAGGGAA
Messenger RNA from Patiria miniata (bat star), 1207 nucleotides. RefSeq names its product cell death-inducing p53-target protein 1 homolog. Gene Ontology annotation, cellular component: membrane. The record is from RefSeq and is a predicted model, not a curated record. Bases 251 to 856 code for a protein of 201 amino acids. The transcript is spliced from 5 exons. NCBI's taxonomy places the organism in Eukaryota, Metazoa, Echinodermata, Asteroidea, Valvatida, Asterinidae.